Molecule: messenger RNA, 8535 nt
Organism: Candoia aspera
Lineage: Eukaryota; Metazoa; Chordata; Lepidosauria; Squamata; Candoiidae
Gene: MKNK2
Product: MAPK interacting serine/threonine kinase 2
Exons: 14
Coding region: 220-1617 (465 amino acids)
Biological process (GO): intracellular signal transduction; peptidyl-serine phosphorylation; protein autophosphorylation
Cellular component (GO): nucleus; cytoplasm
Molecular function (GO): calcium-dependent protein serine/threonine kinase activity; calmodulin binding; ATP binding
Source: RefSeq, a predicted model, not a curated record
CUCCCUUCCCGUGUCUUCGAGCGGCGGCCGCCAGAGGCGGGCUGGGUGCCUUUCCAUCAGCUGUGGCGCCAGCGCUGCGGGGCCCGAGCUCGGGUCUUUUUCAACCAAUCCGGACUAGCUUCAUCCAAAUUUUUUUUCUUUCCUCCCUUCCUUGUUUCUUUCAUUUUUUUUCUUCCCAUUCUCUUUUUUUGAAUAUCCCUGCAUUUUUAAAAUCUCAAGAUGGUGCAGAAGAAAACAGAGCUCAAAGGCUUCCAUCGUUCUUUUAAGGGCCAGAAUCCAUUUGACCUGGAAUUCUCUCAGUCAAAUCACCUGGAGUCUGUCUUCAAUUUCGAAUGUUCCUCCCGGCCCGAUAUGCCUUCGAGUCAGCCCAUAGACAUCCCCAAUGCCAAGAAAAGAAACAAGAAGAAAAAACGCUGUAGAGCCACGGACAGUUUUUCAGGGAGGUUUGAAGAUGUUUACCAGCUCCAAGAAGAGGUCCUCGGAGAAGGAGCACAUGCAAAAGUCCAGGCCUGUGUUAACCUCAUUACUAAUAAGGAGUAUGCAGUGAAGAUCAUUGAGAAGCGUCUUGGACACAUCCGAAAUCGGGUAUUCCGAGAGGUGGAAAUGCUGUAUCAGUGCCAAGGACAUAGGAACAUCCUGGAGCUGAUAGAGUUCUUUGAGGAAGAGGACCGGUUCUACCUCGUGUUUGAGAAGAUGAGGGGAGGCUCCAUCUUAACUCACAUCCAUCGUCGACGCCAUUUCAACGAGCUAGAGGCCAGCAUGGUGGUGCACGACAUAGCCAGUGCCCUUAAUUUCUUGCACAAUAAAGGAAUAGCACAUAGAGAUUUAAAACCAGAAAAUAUUCUCUGUGAGAGUUCAAAUCAGGUUUCCCCGGUGAAAAUCUGUGAUUUUGAUUUAGGAAGUGGGAUCAAGCUGAACGGUGAUUGUUCCCCCAUCUCCACCCCAGAGCUACUCACUCCGUGCGGUUCAGCAGAAUAUAUGGCCCCAGAAGUGGUGGAGGCAUUUAACGAAGAAGCCUCGAUCUAUGACAAGCGCUGUGAUUUGUGGAGCCUGGGAGUAAUUCUGUACAUCAUGCUGAGUGGCUACCCCCCCUUUGUGGGUCACUGUGGGACUGACUGCGGCUGGGACCGUGGUGAAGCGUGCCCCGCUUGCCAGAAUAUGUUGUUUGAAAGCAUUCAGGAGGGGAAGUAUGAAUUCCCGGACAAGGACUGGGCUCACAUCUCUUUUGAAGCUAAAGACCUCAUUUCAAAGCUUCUUGUAAGAGAUGCCAAAAAGCGUCUGAGUGCGGCCGAAGUCCUCAAGCAUCCGUGGGUACAAGGGUGUGCUCCUGAUAACACGCUUCCCACUCCAAUCAUCCUACAAAGGAACAGCAGUGCCAAAGAGUUGACAUCCUUUGCCGCUGAAGCCAUUGCCGUCAACCGUCAGUUAAUGCAGCACGAGGAAGAGGCUGCGGAGGAGACCCACCCCAUUAUCAUCAAAGCUACCUCAUGCUCUAUGCACCUCUCGCCCCCUUCCGAAUCCAAGCUGGCCAAACGGAGACAGAAGACAGGCAUGGCUAAAGCGAACCCCAGCCAGCAUCUGGUUACCCCGUUGGUCCUGGUUGGGGAUCACAUGUGACUGCCUUUCCUUAUAUACGUCCAUUCUUCCAUUCCCCCCCUCCUUCUGUCUUUUCGGACAAAAAGGUCUGCUUGAAUAGCUUAAAAAAGAAAAAGAGAUCAAGUUGGCUGGUUUCCAAGGAUUCUUUUUUGUUUCUGAUCUUUUUCAACACAGGUUGUUUCAUUUCUUGUUCCUUUCUCUCUCUUUUUUAAAAAGGUAUUUAAACUCUUAUCCACCCCCCCUGCUUCCCCUCUUCCCAGUGCAUUUUGAUACACAUGUAGUUUUUGCUUAAAAGGUUUAAAAAAAAAGUUGCCCUUUCCUCCCCACUGAAGGAUAGCUUAUCUGGGGGGUGGGGAGUGCUGUUUCCCCCUCCCUCUCUCAGCUUCUUGUACUGUGAAAAGAGGGGAAGGAGAAACCCUUUCCCUUGUCUGCCCACCCCAGCCUGAACUUUUAAACGUAGCAUUUAUAUGUUUGAGAGUGUUUGCUUUUUUAUGUUUGUUUUAAUUUUGUUCUUGCUAUUGAUUUCUUUUGUUAAAAAAACAAACCCUUAACUACUCAGAUUCUGCACCUAAAAAUUUCUGUAUGGUUUAAGGGUGGGUGGGGAUUUAUUUUGUCUCUUUCCCAAAAGCACUGGAGUGACUUCAGGGGGGAAAACAAUUACAGUCCAUGGAUUGUAUGAGUGUUCAUUUAUGGGGAAUUUAGGGAAAAUUGCAGAGUCUUCCCUAAAACUGUACGGAUUCUAUAAGCUGAAAGUAGUAGUAUCUGGGAUUUAAAUAGAAGGGGGAAGUGGGGAAAGGAAACCCAAGUGCAUAGGGUGGGAUUCCUUCUCCCCACCCCCUGGAAAAGUUCACAGCACUUAUUUUGUAUUUUGUGUUUUGUUCUAGUUCUUCUCAAGGGGCCAAGCUGCAGAUGAUACAAGAAACCUAUUUUGUUUUAAUCCAGAUAUGUCCCGUUAAAAUGGGAGGGGUCCAAUUUUUUUUAAAAGCAAAAGGGAUGCAUGUUUUAGGAUCUACCAUAGUUGAAUCUAAUCCCUUAUGUUUUUUCCUGUUUGAUAAGGGGACAUAAUGGAGAGGUGAGAAAUGUUCUGGUCAAAAGGAAUGAUUUUACUACUUCCAUAGAGUAAGCUCUUGCGAAAAAAGUAAGGUUUAAUCUGAACGGAAAGUAGUCAACAUUAAUUAAACCAUCCUCUGCAGGGCUGUAAAAACUUUGCAAAAAUAUUCAUAGAGAUAUGUAUAAUGCUUCUGAGUUUGCAAAUGUAGAAGGCCCUAUAGUAGGUGAAAUUCAGUGGCAGAAUAGUUUAUGGCAAUCCUUUACAACUUUUGGUGACUGUUUUUUUAAUUCUUUAUUAUUUAAAAAAAACUGAGGUGAUGCAUUGUGUUUGAUCUCCCCAUCCCAAAGGCAAAAUAUGGCUUGAGGGAAUUAUGUUGAAAUAUUUCCCAGGCUUUGGAGCCUUUAAACUUUGGUUCUACUUAUACUGAACCAGUAUAGAUCGGAUUCCUCAGGGAUGGUUGCUUCCUACGGGGACUAAUUAAUACUGGGAACCUCUAGCUUCCCCUCCCCUCAUCCUCUACAGAACUACAGUUCUUAUAGUUCUGGGUUUUGUGUAAGAGAAUAACAACACAUCUAGUUUAAAGCUAGACCUGCUGUAAGCUUGUGAAUUGGGGGGGGGGCAGAACUGUAAUCAAACUCAGGAUGUUGCAUACAGAUGUGCUAAAAUGGUCAAAAACUUGCUUUUUGGAAUAGGGGAAGGUAGAGAAACAGCUGGUGUACUUGGAUGCACAUGGUGUCUCAUAGAAGGAACUGGAGGAUUCAGUGUUUGAAAGGUUUUGUUUUGUUUUUUAAACUGGUUUCAACAUGUGAAAUUGAAGCAGGCAGCAAGUAGCAUAAUCUGGUGAAAUUCUGGCGGGAGACCCUCCAGAAAGAUGUGAAGAGAGACAACAGUAGUAUUUGGUCAGUGGUCCUGUUUGGCUUGAUCCUCUUCUCAUCACCCAGCCUGGCCUGAGCGUUUUGGACCAGCAUCAAUGUAAGCAUUGCCAGACAAUUGCCAAUGGUUUUGCUGUCUGCUGUCUGGGCCUUGUGAUUUUCUCCACCCCUCCAUUGUAUUCCAGCGUUGAACAACUAAGCGUGAGAGUCAUAAUGUGAAUUGCCUGCAUUAUGAGGAACCAAGACUAAGGAGCAUUGUGGGAAAUUAAAUGGCAGGUCCCAGCUACUGCAUCAUGAUCGGUGUUGCUUGGCUGCUGCCUAUUGAUGCUAAGUCUAGAGGAGCGGGCCAACCAGAGGGCAUUUCUGUGGGGUCCCCUUCAGUCCUGAUACCACUCUUGAUGUGAGGCUGUCCUUAAUGUUUCGUCAGCACAUCAUUGGGUGUUGAUACCCUUUUUCACCGUGGAUCAGUCAUGGUGGACAAGAGGUGCCUCUAAGGACAUUAUUUCAUGUUAAUCAGUCGAGAGCUGAAGGAGGAAAAAGGCACACCGUGUUCCUCUCAAAGGCUGGAAUACAAUGAAACAUGGUGCUUUCCAGGCACACCUGGAAAUUAGACUGUUGGCUCUUUGUGUCGGCUGGGGGAGACUCAGACCUGUGGGAUGAGCCCCCCUCCCCCUUUCCCCCCUGCUCUUAGACAUAUAUAGGCCCAAGUCCUGCUCUCAAAAUUUCUCAAAAAGACUGCACACACAUCCAGGCAGUGGAAAUGUUUGUACGUAAAUCAGUAUUGCAUCAUGAUAUUGAUUGGAAAAUAUUCUUGAGUAUGUGUGUGGUGCCUUGAUACGGUGGCAGCUGUGACUAGGGUGUGGGUGGGCAGACACUUCUGCCAUGCUCAAAUCCAGUAUUCUUUCUGCCUGUCUUUCUUUAUGCAUCAGCAACAGGGCCAGCAGCCAUAUGCGUUCUUGCUUGGGAGCAACUCCUGCUGAAUUCUGUUGGAUUGGCUUCCAAGAAAGCAUGUGUAGGACUGGUUGAUGGGCAGAGGACUGCAUUUCUAAGUGUACAGGUAUGGAUGGGAAGGCUUACGGAAUCUACUGGGCUUCCUUAAGAGGAAUCAAGGGGAGGAUCAACCUGUUAGCUUUGCUUUGAAAGUGAAAGUAGUUUUAAAACUAGCUAGAGAGGUGGUUUUGAAACUUAGUGUGGUUUGCUGUGCAUGGCAAGGGAAAAUCUUGCUUAUUGUCUUAAGGUCAGUUUGACCUGUCUGUUCUUCUUUCUAAGCCUUGGGAAUUUUUUAUCCAGUGAUACGAGGUGGAUCCUCUCCAGUACUUUCGCAGAAUUGGUUGAACAGCCAUGUGUAUAAACUCAUCUUGAGUGGUUGUGACAAAACAUCUGCCAUUGACCUCAGCUCCUAUCCAGAUGUGCACGUAUGGGCAUGUGGGCGUAUGUGAUCUAAGAAUGAUGCUUGUCUCAGAAUAAAGACUUUUUUUUAAAGUAACAAUACUAUGCAAAGAAGUUUGAACUCUUUUUGCAGAGAAAGAGAAGUAAUUUUUUUUUCAGAUGCCAAAACUGCAGGAUACUGAUUUUUUUGAUAAGUGUGGAGGCUUGUAAAAUAACUUGUCACCUCCUUUCUUUUCUACUUUUGAUAUUUUUCUCUACUUCCUUGACAGAGGGUAAAACAGACAGAUCCCCCUUCUAGUAUUAUGGUUUGCUUUUUAUGACCGUGCAGUCUAGAUGCUCUUUCAUUAGUGAAUGGGGAGGGAAGAAGGGACAGUCUGGAAUGUGAGGUGCAGAAUACACUGGUAGCUGAGCAGGCUAAAGCAUUGGAGAAAUUAUUUUUUAAAGCAAAGGACUUUUAUGUAUUUCAGAACAAAAUUCUAUAUAAGUUUGGAUUUUGUUAUAGAUGACAAAUCUUAGUCUUGUGGCAAGAAAUCACUUGAACAUACAGUGGUGGGCUCACGCCAUUUUGUUCAAAAAAGCUGUCCCAUACAGUAGCUGUAGAAUAGGGCCUCUAGGGAUGACCUAUUCAACCCUUUCAGGAUAAGAAGCAAAGGCACCAGCUUCCAGUUUGGAUAGCAACCAUGCUUGUUGCUAAGCAUGCUAGACUUGUAUCGAAAAGAAGCUGGGAAACUUGGACAGUGUUUGCACAACAAAUUUUAGACCAGUGUGGAAAUUUGACAUGCUCUCUUGCCUUUCUGCCCCAAGCCCCGUACUAUUCUAAUUCAAAUGGUUCUAAACUGGUUUUAAAUUGUUCAGUGGGACAUAGUAUGCAUUGUUCCUGCUUUUUUGUUGUUGUUGUUCUUGCUGUGUCAGUCCUUGAAAAGAAACACGGUUUUAAGAACAGUGUAUCAAAAGUUACGAGUGUAUUUACAGUUUUUUUUCCCCCUCAAGAGCAUCCAUUCCCCAGAAGUGACAUGGUACCUGUAUUUGGCCGAGCAUUUUAGCUUGGUCUGCAAAAUCUCUAAGCCACUUUGAUCAUAGGCCAGUGUGUGCUUGGCUUAACUGAGAAACAGAUGUUUAUGUCCUCCUCCCCAACCAUUUGGGAUACUACUUUGGGAGGGGAAGAACUGCCUCUUACUUCCCCCCAUUUUAUUAAUAAUAAAGGGCCAAAAUGGGUGUACCAGAGACUCCUGGGAUGCCUGUGGUAUACUGAUAGGUUGGGAAUGGUGGACAGUGACUUGUAUCUUUCAAACCAGCAUUCUUUAGAUGAAACAUGUGCUGUGCAUCGGUCUUUUUUAACUAAGGAUACUUCUCAGGAUUAUGUCAGCAUUUGAAGGAUUGCUCAGAGAUCCCUUUUUUGUCUCUGAUUUGUGCCUGAUACUUAAGAAACAAAACAUCCUAGAUAAUUUAUUAAGUGUUUGGAAUUGUAUGACAGAAUUGUGCACGGUUACAGAAUAAAAUCAUGCAGAGCGCCAAAUAAUAGCUUUUGCAUCCCCUCCUGUGUAUUAUUCAUCUUAACAUAAUAGCCUGUCUCUGCAAGUUUGCACAUUUUUUUAGUAUGUGCAAGAGCAGUGGGUCAGAGUUGAGACCCAGGAAAGUAACUGGGUGUGCUUUUUAAUUGGUGAGGUUUUUAAAACAAAUACAUCAUUUUUGGCAGUGUGGGUGAAGUGAAGCAAUCACGUAUAAAAACAUCACUAAGAUCAUCCCUUACUCCAGGAUGGUGAAUGAACUGAAUAUCUGUGAAAGGAUUCAUGUGUGCCCAAAAGAGAACUCUGUCCUGUCUUCUAUUUUGAAAGGAUGACAUUUCUAUGGCCCACCGAAAUGGGUGGUUGUGGUCUGUUGGCACUGGGGUGUAUUUUUUUUAAAGGCUUCUUUCAAAAUGACAUAACUUCCCUUAUUUCCUUUGCAAUGUGGAAUUCCAUCUUGGUUUGGAGUUGAUUUUGCAACAUGAAGGUGCAUCGCAGUUCAGGUUUUGAAUGAAGUAUAUUAAGUGCAUCCAAAUUCCACACUCAACUUGGAGGGAGAUACUGUGAGCCACGGAUGGCUUUUUUGCACUUGAUGUAGUAGCCCAUGCUGAAAUUUCAUCAUAGUUAAUUUGAGUGGGAAAUGGGCUGAAGGCUAGGAAGUUGGCAUUUGGGGCACAUUCUUUCCCAAAUCUUAUAGCGCAGCUAAACUAAAAAUGGUUUUUUUUGGUUGCUGGGUUUUCUCUGAUGAUCUAAAGGUGGAAAAAAAAUGGAACCCACUUUAAUAUGGGAGGGACUUGGUUAACACAAUAGAAAACAAGGUGGCUCAAGUCUCAAAUCUGUUUUUUCCCAUGGGGUUUACAAACAGAAUUAUUGUCUGUAGUAUUUAGCCUUUGGGGAUAUAUUUCUGUGAUUCAGUUUCUUGUUCUUAAUUUCAACCCUGGACACAGAUAAACUUUUCCCUGGUGAGUGGUUUUAGACUUGCCUUGUCCAGCCUGUUGCCACAUGGAAUUAACAGUCUCACCCAGAGUGACUUGACUGUGGUGGGUUGGAUUCUGAAAGAUGUAAUCUCAGCAUAUCCAGAGGCUACCAGAGCGGAGAAAGCCGUCUUAGACUUCUUUCCCCCCUUGGUUUACCUUUCUGCCCUUCACUGUGCUCCUUUUUGUGUGUCUGACCAAAAUUGGUGGUGCUUAGAUUUCUUGCCUCUUAAUUCAGAUUAAACUAGAGGGAUGGGAGAGAUGGAGUGCUUGGAGGUGUUUAGAUUACUCAAGCUCAUUUGUAUUAACCCCAAGGAAUUCUGUGAAAUGGGGAUAUAGCAUUUCUCCACUGGAGAGCCUUAAACACUCUCCUGCUGUGCACAGUUCCCCAGGUUUGGAAGCCCAAAGAGUUAAACUGAGUUUAAAUCACUUACAAAGAAAUGGACUUGUGCCUCUGGACAGAUGUGAGAAUGCCUCCAACAUGCCCACUUGACAUCUCAACCAUCUAUUUUCUCUCAAGAUUGCUUUCCACAUAUUUAUAAUUUGCAUUGUGCUACUUUCCAAUUAGUUGUGCACAGAUUAAUCUGUUCUUACCAAAGUUCUUACUUUAAACCUUUUGUAUCCUGCCCCCAGUAUUUUCCUUUGCAAAAACUUUUAUUGGAAAGCAUCUUGUUUUGUACCUCCAUGAGUUUUAAUUAGCUGCAUAUAUGAGGACAGGGGAAUGUCUUGAUGCAUCUUUGAUUUAAUGCCUUCCUCUCCUCAAUUUAAGUCUAUUUAGAACUGGUUAUUUAGCAUUUUACUGUGAAGCAGGUUUCUUUUCUUUUCUUUUAUGAGAAAAAUCAGUUCAGGAAAAAUAUUUUCCUCUGAUUACCAUAAAAGACUGCCAAAGGUUUUGUGUUCUGACAUAAAGUCACCUUAAUGCACCACUGGGGACUAUAGAUGCAAGAGUCCUUCAGCAAGGGACUGGUUUGAAAAUGACAAAAAAAAAAAAACCUUUAAAAAUCUUUAAAAAAAACAAAGCACUUUAUUAUGUACCAGGUGAACUGAUUCAGCUUGAUGGAACUUUUUCCUUUGUAACACCUUGUUGAUGCCAGAAUUUUUUGUAUUCUGUUUUGUAAGAAUUUAAUAAAUGCAUUCAAACAUGUCAA